AAAUUUAAUCCCAAUAACCAAAUGACAGAAUUUCUAAUCUCCUCCUCAUGAUGCAUCCCCCCCUCAUCCUCCUCCUCCUCCUCCUCCCCUCCCUCUUCCUCCUCCCCUUCUCAGCCGCCGACGUCGGAACAGCCGCCUCUUAUACCCCGCCGUACCUCCCAACAGCUUGCUACGGCGACAACCGGUCGCCGUUACCCGCCGACGCAGCUUUCGCAGCCGCCGGAACCGGUAUAUGGGACAACGGUGCAUCGUGCGGCCGUAGGUAUGUUGUGCGUUGCCUGAGCUCUAGUACUCCGGCGGCUUGCAUCAGCGACGCCACCGUGGUGGUUACCGUUGUCGAUGAGGCCGACGGGCUGGGGUCGCGCCAGUCGACGGAGAGGACCUCGAUGGCGCUUUCGCUGGCCGCGUAUGAGCAGAUUGCGACGCUGAAUGCGCCGGCGAUUAAUAUUGAAUUCGCAAUGUUGUGACUGCGCGCAACAAAUGUCGG
Messenger RNA from Phalaenopsis equestris, 487 nucleotides. Its product is annotated as EG45-like domain containing protein. The coding region runs from base 48 to 467 and encodes 139 amino acids. NCBI's taxonomy places the organism in Eukaryota, Viridiplantae, Streptophyta, Magnoliopsida, Asparagales, Orchidaceae. The record is from RefSeq and is a predicted model, not a curated record. The transcript has a single exon.